AUGCCGGGCAAAGUGCUACCGGUGCUGCAUUUCAACGAGUGUGUAGCGCCAGAGACUAACAAUAGUGUGUACCGCGUGCGACAGAAGAUCCGCAAUUCAACUGACUAUGUCGGUGCGGACCAAUUUGCGCAAAAAAUUGAUAGUAUUCGCCAAGGUUGGCACGAGAAGAACCAGGUAUGCCAGCGCGAAGCUCCGCAAGAGGCGUCCGACUGGCGCGAGCGCCAAGCACGCGACCGGAAAGGCCUUGUGCUUUUUUCCGGGGACUUGUUUAACCCUAGUCUCGAGAGCAGCGUGACACGGGGCGCACAUAUGGUGCCGGUUGUGAACGCCAUGCAAGUCGACGCUGCAUGUCUUGGAAACCAUGACUGGGACUUUGGGUACCCCCACUUGCAGACGCUUAUGAGCAAGUGCAAUUUCCCUUGGCUUUUCUCGAACGUGGUGGAUGCGUCAUGGCGCGAGCAAGGCGCGACUGUCUCGGACAAGAUAGAUAAGCGCGACAAGCAAAUCGAGUACACACUGCCCUACUUUACCAUGCAGGUAGACGGCAUCAAGGUCGGGUGCAUUGGCCUUGUGGAGCAAGAAUGGCUCGACACUGUCCCUGGGUUUCCAGAACAUUUUGAGUACCGCGACAUGGUCGAGGUGGGAAAAAAGUACUCGAAAGAGCUCCGUGAGGGCCCCGAGCAGUGCGACUUGAUUAUUGCCAUCACGCACUGCCGUCUCUUCAACGAUGUCAAGCUAGCAAAUGCGCUUGGUGCAGUGCGCGAUACGGAUGUGCAAGAGCAUGGCGUAGACCUCGUGCUUGGCGGGCACGACCACGUAUACUAUAUUGGCAACGGCGUGGAAAAGUACGAGGGCGAUGCGUACGACAACUCUAUGGGAGGCACCGAGGACGACAAAAGCACCUAUUUGAUUAAAUCCGGUACAGAUUUCCACGACUUGAGCGAGCUUGCGCUUACACUUUCUGAGCCACAUGCAGGCACUGUACGCCGCCGCACGAUUGACGCGAUUGCUGCAAGCCGCCAUGUCACCCAUGCCGACGAUCCAGUGCUGCCCGAGGUCAAGAAACUGAUCGACGACCUGAUGAGCCGUGUAGACCAGUCGGUGGGGCAAUCUGUAGCGUACUCGCUCACCGAAUGGGAUUCACGCGCCAACAUGGUGCGCCUUGACGAAUCCGCAUUGGGCGACUUUAUUUCGGAUAUCCUGCUUACAUCUGCAGACCAUGCUUUGCGCUCUAAUAAUGCACACAAUACGUGCGAGCUUCUCAGCGAGAACGACCGCUUUGCUGACUGCUGCAUCAUUUGCGGCGGCUCUCUCCGCGGCGACGCCGUCUUUGGUCCCGGCGAGAUCACGCUGGGCAACAUUAUGGAGGUGAUGCCGUUUGAGGACCCGAUCGUUGUCAAAGACCUUUCUGGCCAGGAUAUCUGGGACGCACUGGAGAAUGGGUUCAGUAUGUACCCCCGCCAAGAGGGUCGUUUUCCCCAGAUCAGCGGCUUGCAUGUGGUAUGGGACUCGAGCCGCGAGCCGGGAAAGCGUGUGGUGAGUGUGGACAUCUUGCAGCAGCCAUUCGAUGGCGUCAAGGAACGCUCCGCCCGCAAAAUUCGCAAACAAAUCCGCGAGCAUUUUUCUUACGCUACCGACGAUGACAAUUCCGUCACCGUUUUACGCGCGAUGAACAAGGUCAAGGAGCCACUUGCAAGAGAUAAAAUGUACCGCGUGGUCACGCGCGAGUAUCUCGCACUAGGCAACGACGGGUUCCACGCGCUCGCCCGUGGGCGCUACAUUAUCGAUGACGAAACGGGGCAGCUUAUGGCGACGAUCGUGCGCAAGUUUCUACUUGGUGCGUCGUAUAUUUGGCGCUGGAAACAACUGCGCAACAGAGAGCACAUGAGCGGCGCCAACAGCGAGUUGGAUGGCACGUUUACGCCAGAGACCAUGUCGCCCGAUACGAGUCUCGACGGUGCCAGCACUGCACAUCAUGCACCGUCGCUGCGGGAGGAAGCGGUGGUGCGACGAGCGCAGCAAAAUGGGCAUCGCUCGGCCCAGACGGAUGCAGCAAUCCAGCGCGCGUGCGACGUUGGGCUGUCGCGUGAAGAGCAAGAGGCGCUCCCGAAGCGGCGCAAGUCGCAAAUACCGCUCGUGGUGGACCACAGUCCGAUUGCAAUUCGCGAUGCGUUUUUUGUUGCUGCCAACGAGCACCACUCUCAAUUCGAUAGGGCGUCUCGUACCUACAUGAGCAAAGACCCCCAGCGCCGCAAAGGCACGCAAGUAUCCGUGGAUGCGAAUGUGGUCGCGGAGGAUGCUAAAAAGGGACAAGACGAUCUCGCAGUGGUGCUUGUGCUCACCGACGGGCGCAUGGUCGAUCGUGCGCGCGAAGCGGAUAAAGAAAACGGUGGAUAG
Molecule: messenger RNA, 2397 nt
Organism: Malassezia vespertilionis
Lineage: Eukaryota; Fungi; Basidiomycota; Malasseziomycetes; Malasseziales; Malasseziaceae
Exons: 1
Coding region: 1-2397 (798 amino acids)
Biological process (GO): nucleotide catabolic process
Molecular function (GO): hydrolase activity
Source: RefSeq, a predicted model, not a curated record